This is a messenger RNA of Aspergillus brunneoviolaceus CBS 621.78, 1742 nucleotides long. Its product is annotated as acyl-CoA dehydrogenase family protein. Gene Ontology annotation, molecular function: flavin adenine dinucleotide binding; acyl-CoA dehydrogenase activity; heme binding. The record is from RefSeq and is a predicted model, not a curated record. The transcript is spliced from 4 exons. The coding region runs from base 124 to 1659 and encodes 511 amino acids. Lineage: Eukaryota; Fungi; Ascomycota; Eurotiomycetes; Eurotiales; Aspergillaceae.
CUUCCCCGCAAAUUGAGUACUGACAUUUCUGAGACCAUUUCGACAACCAGGACUCAUUCAACUAGACUGCGCCCCUAGUGAGUGCUGUCUGCGCAGGCGAUUACCUGCCGAAUUCCUCCAGCCAUGUCCCAGACCUUUACCCGUGCCGAGGUUGCACAGCACAACACCGAAGACUCGGUCUGGUGCAUCAUCGAUCACCGCGUCUACGACCUCACCGACUUUCUCGAUGCUCACCCCGGUGGCAGCGUGGUCCUCAACCAGAUCGCCGGCCAAGAUGCCACCACGGACUUCUAUAACCUCCAUCGCCAAGAGGUGUUGGACCGGUACAGCCGUCUGUGCAUCGGCACGGUAGCCGGAGAGAGCCCCGAAGUCGUGACCCCCGAGCCGGGCAGUCUCAGCCAGGUUCCCUACGCCGAGCCGCUGUGGCUGCGGCCCGCGUUCAAGAGCCCCUACUACAACGACAGCCACCGGCGACUACAGAAGGCGCUGCGCGAGUUCACGGACCGAUACGUCACGCCGGAAGCGCAGGAGAAGGAGAGGGACGGCACCUUUAUCAGUCAGGAGCUGAUCGAUCGCAUGGCGGAGACCAAUAUUCUGGCGAUGCGGCUGGGGCCGGGUAAGCAUUUACAUGGACGGAAGUUGCUGGGGGGUGUCGUUGAUGGGAAGGAAUUCGACUAUCUGCACGACUUGGUCGUUUCGCAGGAGCUGGUGAGGGCCAAUGCUCGGGGCUUCCAGGACGGAAAUAUGGCGGGCAUGGCCAUCAGUCUGACCGCCGUUCAGCAAUGGUUGCGCAAUGAACCUCUUCGCCAGCGGAUAACAGAUGAGGUCUUAUCUGGUAAGAAGAAGAUGUGUCUUGCCAUCACGGAAGCCUUUGCGGGCAGCGAUGUGGCUGGUCUACGCACCACGGCUCAGAAGACCCCGGAUGGGAAGUUCUACAUUGUGAAUGGAACCAAGAAAUGGAUCACGAACGGCAUGUUCUCUGACUACUUCGUUACCGGCUGCCGGACAGAGAAAGGCUUCUCGGUGCUCCUGAUCCCUCGCGGGGAGGGUGUCGAGACGAAGCAGAUCAAGACCUCCUACUCCACCGCUGCCGCAACGGCGUUUGUGCAAUUCGAGAAUGUCAAGGUGCCGGUCGACAAUCUCCUGGGUGAAGAGCAUAAGGGUUUCAUUGUCAUCAUGAGCAACUUCAAUCACGAGCGCUUCAUGAUGGCCAGCAGCGUCAUUCGCAUGUGUGCCACCAUUGUCGAGGAGUGUCUGAAAUGGUGCAACCAGCGCAUCGUCUUUGGGAAGAAGCUGAUCGAGCAGCCAGUUAUGCGGCAAAAGCUCGCUCGGAUGAUCUCCCUCUGCGAAUCCAACCAAGCUUGGCUCGAGUCCAUCGCGUACCAAAUGUGCAACAUGAGCUAUGCAGAGCAAUCGGCUCACCUAGGCGGUCCCAUCGGCCUGCUCAAAUCCCACGCCACACGCUCAGCUCAGGAGAUCGCCGAACAAGCUACCAACAUCUUCGGAGGCCGGGGUCUAACGCAAACCGGAAUGGGCAGAGUGAUUGAGAUGUUUCAUCGGACGUACAAGUUCGAUGCUAUUUUGGGUGGCACGGAGGAGAUUCUGGCGGAUCUUGGUGUACGCCAAGCGAUGAAGAAGUUCCCAAAAGCCAUGCUAUAACCUCGUCUCGGUUGCAAGAAUCAACACUGAAUGCAGGCAUUCAUACAAUUAUCCGCAGGACCAAUCGUAGCCAACCCAGUCUG